CCUGAUCGCCUGAAGAGUCGCAGCUCAGGUCGACUGCGCGUUGUCGGUGGUCAGUUGAUUCAGUGCAAGGCUCCAGCGGGUGCCGCCUCCAACAAUCCGCAGGAUCUGCAGCGGUCACAGCCCGCCAGAUAUUACAUCUUUGAGACCCUGAUCAGUUCCACAGACCGCUCGCGAAUAUGGGAUCAGCUGCAGUUCUGGGAGGAUGCCUUUCUCGAUGCCGUUGGACGUGAACGGGACAUAAUUGGUGAGUGA
Molecule: messenger RNA, 252 nt
Organism: Dibothriocephalus latus
Lineage: Eukaryota; Metazoa; Platyhelminthes; Cestoda; Diphyllobothriidea; Diphyllobothriidae
Source: the annotation of a GenBank genome assembly